UGUGAUGUAAAAGACAAUGUAUAAAAUAUACAUAGUUAUAUAAGCAAUCCAAUUGUGAAGUGGGCUUAAAGAAAAGACAACAUUUUUUUGACAGUUGAAGUAAGAGACUUAAAAGAAGAGAAAGUUGAAUUGACAUCAACAUCCUUGAAAUUUAGUGCUAAUGCUGAAGGUGUAAAUUAUGCAUUUGAAAUCAAUUUCUAUGCUGAAGUUAUUGUUGAAGUAUGAGAAUACAUAAAAGUAAGGAAAGUAAAUGGACUAAUUAUGGUGUGAAUGUGAGAUUCAUUUUAAGUAAAAAAGAUUAAGCCGCCUCAUAUUGGACUAGAUUGAUAAAAGAAACUCAUAAAUUAUAAUAUUUACAAGUAUGAGCAAUCUAAUAAUUAUAAUAGGUUGACUGGACUAAAUAUAUUGAUGAGGAUGAUGAAGCUGAAGAAGGAGGUAAAGGAUUAGAAGAUUGGAAUGCCAAUAACUUUUAAGGAUUUGAUGGAUAAGGUUAAUAAGAUGAAGAUGAAGAAGAUUAAGAAGAAUAAGAAGAAUAAGAAUAAACAUAAGAAGAAUAAUAAUAAGAAUAAGGAGAAUCAUAAAAAGGAUAAGAGGAAGUAUAAAACUAAUGAGUU
Paramecium pentaurelia is the source of this 614-nucleotide messenger RNA. Lineage: Eukaryota; Ciliophora; Oligohymenophorea; Peniculida; Parameciidae. The record is from the annotation of a GenBank genome assembly.